AUGUCCACUCAAAAAGUACCCAUUCACCGAUUACCUUUACCGUCUUCUACGCUCCAACACACCUUACCUCAACUUGCGUUAUCUGAUCAACCAUCUUCGCAAAGACGGGCAACGACAUUCAAGUCCUCUAUCGAAGGGAUAUGGGCUCGUGUCAAUCCAUUAUGGGCUUCGUGGCCAUUACGUCUCACCAAGGAAGAAGCUCUGAAGAUGGGUGUAGACGUAGAUAAAGGUGGACAAGUAAAUGUCGAAGAUGUACUACGAAGAUGGGAUCCGGUCAAUCUGGAACAUACUGGAAUUCCACAUGAUUCAGAAGAAGAAACCAAUGGUUUAAAUACGUUUACAUCUGAUCAUAGAAUGAAAUUGGAUCCCAUAUUAUUAGGUAUAUCAACCAAUACAUUGAGAGAUUCAUUACCACAUUUAACGGUUGGUGAUGCUCCUACAAUCUGUAACAGAGGUGCAUCACCUUCACCAGAUUCAACUCCAGCUGCUCUAGUCAGGAAUGCUCUUGUAGAUAUAUUAUCAGGUAGGAAAAUACUGAAAUCAGAGAAAAAGGAUCAAGAUGGCAAGGAAUAUGGACCUUGGUCAACAAGAUAUUGCGGCCAUCAGUUCGGUAGCUGGGCAGGCCAAUUAGGUGAUGGCAGAGCUAUAUCAAUAUUGGAAACUGAAAGUGAUCAAGGUGGUAGACAAGAAUUACAAUUAAAGGGUAGUGGGAGAACUCCUUUUAGUCGAACAGCAGACGGUUUAGCUGUGUUGAGAAGUGGUGUAAGAGAGUUUUUGGGUUGUGAGGCCGUGGCCGCUCUCGACAUCCCAUCCACUCGAGCACUAGCAUUGCUCACAACUCCUUUCCCCGAUUUACCAGUAAUUCGUGAACAAGGACCUGAGCCUUCGUCUUUACUUUGUCGAGUCAGUCCUUCGUUCAUCAGAAUCGGACAUUUCCAAGCUCUGAACCCAUCCUCGGUGGAUCAAGGGAUGAGGCAAAUCUUCAUGGGUGGUAGAGGAUGGUUAGAUGAUCAAUCAGAGUCUCAAGAGGAAGAAGGAAAUCUGGAAACUCUGAGAAAACUGAGCUUGUGGGUCAAAGACGACAUAAUGGGAAUGAAAAAUUCAACUUUGAAAGAAUGGGUACAAGAGGUCGUCAAGAAGAAUGCGGAAACAGUAGCUAAAUGGCAGGUUUACGGGUGGAUGCACGGUGUUUUGAAUACCGAUAAUAUCGCUUUGACAGGUGUCACAAUUGAUUAUGGACCAUAUGCGUUCAUGGACGUCUAUGAUCCAAAGCACAUAUGCAAUCACUCGGAUCCAUCGGGAUUAUAUAACUACAAGAAUCAACCUUCGAGGGUUCUGUUCGCUUUAGACAAAUUAGUCAACAGUCUUGCUCCAAUAAUAGGCUAUGAAGCUAUCCACUCCUCUCCUCCACCACAAGGAUAUGCAAUAGAUUUGUCUAAAGAGAAGAGGAAAGAAUGGGAUGAAAAAGGCCAGGAGGUCACGAAAGGCUUCGAGGAGAAAUACUGGGAAACAGAGAGACAAGUGGAGAGGAAUGGUUGGUUGAAGCGAUUCGGAUUGAAAACAUAUCAACAGUACGACGAUAGGGAAAUCAUAGCAGAUUAUUUAUCACUUCUUUACACUCAUCGAAUAGAUUUCCAUACUUCAUUCAGGCUAUUAUCAACUUUCAAGGCUUCUCGGAUUGAUGACGUUGACUAUGUGGCAUCAUUCGUUUCCGAUUUUGUGGAGGGAACAACAACUACAAAACCCGAUGAUAGUAUUGAAUCAGCCGAACAAGCUUUGAUAUCAUGGUUGAAGAUAUAUUCCAAAAGAGCAUUGAUCCAAGAUGAACAAUCCAAUUAUGGGGAUAGUGAAAACUGGGAAAUCGCAAGAGAAAAAGAAAUGAAAGCUGUCAAUCCAAGAUUCGUCCUAAGACAAUGGGUGUUAGAAGAAACCAUUGAGAAAAUGGAGAAAGCUUUGACUGAUCCAUAUACCAAACAAGGUGCAUCACAACCUGAAGAAUGGGAGAUUGAUCAAGGUGUAAGAGAAGCCAGAAAGGUUUUAGCUAAGAUUUUGGAUAUGUCAACAAGACCUUUCGAACCUUACGGUGAAAAUCCAGGUAAAGGAUCAGAAUGGGAAGAAGAUAGAAGGCUAUGCGGAUUGGGUAAAAAGGAAAUGUUAGGUUUCCAGUGUAGCUGUUCCAGUUAG
Molecule: messenger RNA, 2184 nt
Organism: Kwoniella shivajii
Lineage: Eukaryota; Fungi; Basidiomycota; Tremellomycetes; Tremellales; Cryptococcaceae
Exons: 6
Coding region: 1-2184 (727 amino acids)
Biological process (GO): protein adenylylation
Cellular component (GO): mitochondrion
Molecular function (GO): AMPylase activity
Source: RefSeq, a predicted model, not a curated record